GUGGGUGUAAUUUAUAGCUGUUAUUUUAGUUACGCUUGGAGGGGAGGGGAGGGGAAGGCAGGGGAACCUAAGCACAGCUACUUCUGUGUAUGUGUGUGUUUUUUAACCUUAUAUUCCUCUUUAACAUAAUUUAAAUAUAUAUAUAUAUAUAUAUAUAAGGACACCACCCAUCCUCUUUCCCUACCCAUUUUACCCCCUGUGCAGGGUGGCAACUCUUACAAUCUAUUCCCCCCUCCCCCAAAGAUAUCAUUGCAAGGGAUUUUGUGUGUGUGUGUGUGUGUGUUGAUAUAAAGUGUGUAAUCCUGGAGCAAUUUCGGAUAAACUGAAAAAAAGCAUAAACUGCUCCGAUCUGAUCAUUUUUUUUCCCGGAGGCUGUCCUGCUUUCUCUUCUCUCGUUCUUGUGCCACGGAACUGUGACACAUGAUGGGUGGGAAGGAGAGGAAAGAUGCAGCAAUUUGGCAGCAAACAAAAGCCCUCAUGUACAGGAAUUUCCUCAUCAAACGGCGGAACAAAGAUCAGACCUUAGAGGAGUUGCUGCUGCCACUUUUGUUAGUUUUCGCUCUAGUUUGUUUGAGUAUUUUUGUACCACCACAAUGGUACGUGAAAACAUAUACAAGUGAGCCAGAGGUAUUGGAUGACUAUGCACCAAAAAUUCGCCACAAACUUGGAUAUACACCAGUGAACAUUCGUACAAAGAAGAUCAUGGAAGAAGUGAAAGAACUGAUGGAAGUAAUACUACAAGGCUUUGAUGAUGAGCAAGCUAUGGAACAGGUUUGCUGCUCCUAUGGUUCUGAGCCGUUUGUGGGAGUUUUCUUUACUGAUUCUUUAUCAUAUCAGCUUCGGUAUCCCUACAAUAAAGUUCCACGGACCACUGAAAAAAUUGACUACAUUGACGAGAAAGCAAGUUGUCGUUUGCUGACUGGCUCCUUGCAUCAAUUGGAGGAAUGCCCUGGGGCUAUGUACUUGCUGUCGGGAUUUGCAACAAUACAGAAAAAUAUUGACAUAGCCAUCAUAAAGACGCAAACUAACUAUUCAGUCUGGAAAGACAUGGAGUCUCUGCAAGUGCAGAUGAUGGGACUACCGAGUCAUGUCGGUGCAGACAUCUUUUCACAUCUGGUCACUUCGCUCUACUUUGUGAUUGCCUUUGUGCCCUUUGUCAAUUUCCUGCUGAUUAACCUUGUGAUCGAGAAGAAGGAGGUGAAAGAGGUGAUGAAGGUGAUGGGACUGUACGACUCGGCUUUCUGGCUUUCUUGGGGCUUACUGUAUCUGGUUUUGAUCUUCAUCCUAUCUUUGGUGAUGGCAAUUAUUGCAACUGAGACAUCUUUGUUUCCAAGAAGCAGCAUAAUCAUCAUCUUCCCAUUGCUGUUCCUUUUUGGCAUUUCCAUAAUUCCCUUCUCAUUCCUGUUGACUCCACUUUUUAAGAAUCAGAAGAUCGCAGGCUUGGUUGGAUCUCUAAUGUUGAUGGGCUUUGGAUUGUUUAGCCUUCCUACUGUGCUGGUUAGAGAUUUUCCGGUGUCUGCUGUAUGGGGCCUCUGUCUGUUCUCUCCGAGUGCCUUAGCGAUUGGAAUUGCCCAGGUUGUUCUGCUUGAAGCUACUGGUGAUGGUGCUCAGCCCUCAAACUUAUCGGCAAACCCCUACCCCCUAUACAUCCCUCUUAUCAUGCUGGUCCUGGACAGUCUCCUCUACCUGUUAAUUGCUGCAUACCUUGACCAGGUCCUUCCAGGUGAAUUUGGGCAACAUCAGCCUUUCUUCUACUUCCUGCGACCAUCGUACUGGUUUCACAGACGAAAACAUUACGAUCAGAUUGAUGCAGUUAGCGAAGGUGAGCCCAGUCACACGACUGGAUUCAGCAAAGUUGUGGAAGCAGUGCCUGCAGAAUUGAAGGGGAAAGAAGCAAUCAGAUUAAAUGGUGUUCGGAAGUUAUAUAAAGAAAAGGAGGAAAAGGUGGAAGCACUGAAAGGUUUGACAUUUGAUGUUUAUCAGGAUCAGAUCACAGCACUAUUGGGUCACAGCGGAACUGGAAAAACCACGUUAAUUAACAUUUUGUCAGGAUUAUGUCCAUUGUCAGAAGGAAGUGCAACAGUUUUUGGAUACAGAGUUUCAGAAUUAGAUGAAUUAGUUGAGAUCAGAAAGAUGAUUGGGGUUUGUCCACAGUUUGAUGUCCUCUUCUAUAGUCUCACAGUCAAGGAACAUUUAAAAAUCCUCGCAAUGAUUAAGGGAAUUCCAUCACAGGAAAUCAAUAAUGAGGUGCUGGGGGUCUUAAAGGAAUUGGAUUUGGAAGCUGUCAUGGAUGUCCGAGCAGAAAAGUUGAGUGGUGGGCAAAAGAGGAAGCUUUCACUGGGAAUGGCAAUUUUGGGCGAUCCUAAGGUUUUGCUCUUAGAUGAACCAACUGCUGGGAUGGAUCCAUGCUCUCGACAGCAAGUGUGGACCUUGCUAAAAAAGAGGAAAGCAGGACGGGUGAUACUACUGACCACUCACUUCAUGGAUGAGGCUGACAUUCUGGCAGAUCGUAAAGCUGUCAUCUCACAAGGGCAACUCAAGUGUGUGGGUUCCUCUCUGUUUUUGAAAGCAAAAUUCGGUGUUGGUUAUCAUCUCAGAAUGUCUGUGAAGGAGUCCUGUGAUUCUGACCAUGUAACGUCAUUAGUCAAGCGAUACAUACCUAACGCUCGCCUUUCACAGGUUCAUGAUCUAGAGCUGGCAUAUACCUUGCCCCUCGAGGACGUGAACAAAUUUGCAGAUUUGUUUGUCGAUUUGGAUCACCACAUGGAUCUGGGCAUUGACAGUUAUGGAGUUUCCAUGACUUCUUUGGAGGAGGUUUUCCUGAAGCUGGAAGCAGAGUCGGAAAUAGAUCAAACAGAUUACAGUGUCUUUACAAGGGAUCCUACCCCAGAUGGGAUAGCGAAUGAAGAAGACUUUGAUGCCUUUGAUUGCAUCGAUCACCAGCUCCUGACUUUUCCAGAAAAUAAUUCCUCAGUCCUGACUGGAACACCUCUCUGGUGGCAGCAGUUUCGAACCAUAGUCUGGCUGCGUUUUAUGAAUUUGAGUCGUGAGCGGAGUGCACUUCUUUGUAAUUUACAUUAUUGGAUAUUGAUAUCUAUGGUGGUAAUGACGGCUUUAUUGAACGGUACACUCAGCAGAAAGGAUGUUGCAGUGGAACUAUCCCCUGAAUUGAUUCUGCUUCACAGAGGAGCAAAGCAAGUGAAGUACACCACAAGCCUUCUCUUGAGAAACUCCACAGGCUCCAACAUCGAUAAGCUUAUCCAUGGUUUGGAAGCCCAGAAUGUGGAGGUGCAGCUGUUUGGUGACACUGAGUUAAUGGAUGUUGCUCCACACAAUGCGGCACUAAACGUGUCCCUGUCAGAGGAGCAGUAUUUGUUUACAGCAGUUUUCAACAGCACAGUGAUCCAUUCAUUGCCAGUGUUGCUAAACAUCAUCAGCAAUGCUCUCAUCAUCAGCAUUAAUGGAUCUGGAAGGAUUCGUGCCUGGAGCAAGCCAUUUCAUUUAACUGUCACAGAUGCUGACUUCAGGGAACAUGUUUAUAUGGCUUUGGCAGUAUUGGGAUUGCUCGCAGCUGCGCUGCCAGGAUGCUACACAAUGGAUAAUGCCAGGGAUCGUGAGAUUAAAUCUCGCUCUCAGCUCCGACUCUCUGGACUCUUUCCGUCUGCGUAUUGGUGUGGCUACGCGCUCGUGGAUAUCCCAGUGUAUUUCGUUAUAGUUGCAGUCAUGCUGGGCUGUGUGAUUGCAUUCAAUACAACGUCUUUGCUUCACGUAGGUGCUGGCAUUUCCAUGAUGCUGUGUCUGAUUGGCUGGGUCCCAGCGAUGAUGCUCUUCUCGUAUGCUUACUCCUUCAGGUUUGACCGAAUGCAAUCUUCUCGAGACUUUUUCUUGAUCUCUUCACUACUGAUCAAUAUUUUUUCCAUUGUUCUAAUACUUUUGAUCUGGCUAAUAUUGAAGGAAACAGCUGCCACCAUUGUGCACUGUAUUCUCUCACUCCUCAUUCCACCAUAUGUGUUCACAGGAUGCUUGUGUUACACAGCCAAGAUUUUUUUAGAUCACAUGGACGACCCCAUCUUAACAGUAGGAACAUAUCUGGAGUGGAGAAACAACAUCUUGAUAACAAUCAUCGCACCCUACAUACAAUGCGUAAUUCUGCUGUUUGUGCUACGGCAGCUAGAAAAGACCUAUGGAGGAAAGUCUAUCCGACCGGACAAGUACUGCAGAAUCCUACCCUCAAAGAGUAAAUUCAAGAUAAAUACAGAAGAACCCGAGAAUGAGGACGACGACGUCAAAAUAGAGAGGGCCAGAGUGAAAGAGGCAGUGACCUGUCAGAGCUGUGAGGAGAAGCCAGUUAUUGUGGUCAGUAGCUUACGUAAAGUCUACACAGGAAAGUCACGAAUGUGCAAGUGGUUUUCAAAGAAAAAAAAGAAAAAUACCGUGGCCACGAAAAAUGUCUCGUUUUGUGUGAGAAAAGGUGAGGUUCUGGGAUUACUUGGCCCAAAUGGUGCAGGGAAAAGCACGACCAUCUCUAUGAUUACAGGAGACUUGGAACCAUCAGCUGGUCAGGUGCUAAUGGGAGAUUACUCAUCUGAAUUCUCCCAGAAAAAAAGCCCCGUGGAGACCUUAGGAUAUUGUGCACAAGUAAACCCGCUGUGGCCUAAAAUUUCUGUAGAAGAACACUUGGAAAUAUAUGCUGCCAUCAAGGGUCUUUCCAAAGAGGAUGCAAAAGAUGCUAUUAAACGCAUUGUAAAAGCACUUGAAUUGAAGGAACAUCUUCAGAAACCAACAAAGAAGGUCUCCACAGGAAUAAAGAGGAAACUUUGUUUUGCAUUGUGCAUGCUGGGGAAUCCUCAUAUUGUGCUAAUGGAUGAACCAUCAACGGGAAUGGAUCCUAAAGCCAAACAGUUUAUGUGGAGAGCAAUCCGUGCUGCAUUUAAGGACCGACAGCGGGGUGCUAUCCUGACCACCCACUACAUGGAGGAAGCGGAGGCGCUGUGUGAUCGAGUCGCUAUCAUGGUGUCAGGACAGUUACGGUGCAUUGGAACGAUUCAACACCUGAAGAGUAAAUAUGGUGGUGGGUACACACUGGAAAUGAAACUGAAAGAUGAGGUGGCAGAAUUGCAAAGGAUAGCUGAGAUUCAUGAGAAAAUAAUGCAAAUCUUCCCCCAUGCUUCUCGUCAGGAAAGUUUUGCUGCCAUGUUGACGUACAAAAUUCCCAAAGAAGAUGUGAAGUCACUCUCAGAGGCGUUUUCCCAGCUGGAGGAAGCUAAACAUGAAUUUGUUAUAGAAGAAUACAGUUUCUCACAAUCAACACUGGAACAGGUUUUCAUGGAGUUUGCAAAAGAGCAAGAAAGUGGAGACGAAGACUAUAAAACCAUUGAUACGAGCUUCCGAUGGCAGCAGCUUCAGCAAAAUGACUUGGACCCAAUCCAUGCUGUUGUACUGCCUACAUAACAGGGAAACUUUAAAACAGCGACCUGUUGUCCUUUAUUAGAUCAGCAAUUUCAAUUGCCCGAGCUCUGCCAAUAAGUAAUAUGUCAACUGAGAAAACCUUGGAAUGGUUGAGAACUUGAGACCGAUGUUUAGAAUGGCCUUUUUCAGACAUUCCUAAGCUCGUGGCACAGACAAGCUGGAAAACUUGCAACCAAGAUGAACAUAGUUUACUCUUUUGGGGAAAAAAAUGUUUACUUGACUGUUUACCUGGGGUCAACUAGAAGUUACUGAAUUUUAAAAUUUCUUUAAAUGUAGUUGAGCAUUAAUAUCACACAGGUAUGAUACAAAUGGCAAUGAAUGUGCAUGUGUAUUGUGCCAGGGAUAUCUCCUUAAUGUGAUACAGCAAUAUAUCUUAAUAUGCAAAGCCCUGUCCUGAUAUUUGUAUGCUGUGGUGUAGGGUAGGCUCCAAAGGGUGCACUACAGAUGGGGCUCCAAUCUCUCCUCUGAUAUGCCAUCUAUCUCAGUUCCUGUGACCACCCCCCCUCCUCCCCCCAUACACAAACACACACAUUUUAAUACCAGGUCAAACUAAAAAUAAGUGUUGAUCUUUCCGCUUGGCUCAGGCUCCAGCAUCCAGCAUGAUAACAAACCAGAAUAAUUAUGAAAAAGAAAGUUGAAAGCCACUUUACAUUGAAAUCUCCCACUAUCUGAUAAAAUGGAGAGAUCCCCUUUUGGGUAAAUUAAGUCGAUAAUCACAGCUCCACUGUAGUUGCACGUUACCUAUUCUACGUGAAGACGCAGUACUAUUAGCCUGUGUCCCCCAUGACAUUGUUUGAGUUAACAUAGCUGAAGAAAUCUGAGAAGGUGAUCGAGCCCACAUGAUUAGCACUUCUCAUUUUUCUACAGAUGUACAUGCAGAUGGUCACAAAUCAGGAACUUAGUGCUGUUAAGUUAAAAUGUAUUGACUUCUGUCUGGAUCAGAAACCCUAAUAAAUUGAUGUGAUCGAGUACCCAUAUCUUUACAAAGGGAUUCAAUCUUCAUGGCAUAGGCAGGCAAAAGUUGAGCAAAUUAUCCACCCGGUUAUGGAGGAUGACCAAUAAUUGAGGUUCCACAUUAUGUGGACAAGAGUAGAUUGUUUCCAGACAAAUCAAAUUAAUCACACUCAAUAAUAUUGUGAUUACUGACAUAUUUAGGUUUAUUGCACUUGCAUGUACCGUAUCUUAUAAAAAAAUAACUUCCUUCAUAUAAUUUUUUUUAUUAUUGAGAGUUUAAAGAAGGCAUUAGUUAAACCUAGGCAUAAAUAUCCUAGACAUGCACAUUCACAUUUAAACAAAUCAACAAUGUAAAUUUACAAUUGCACUGGGUUUCUGUCUGCACUCUGCCUUUUAUAAUGUGCCCACUUUUUUCGAGUUUAUAUAUACAUUUUGAUGUUUAUAUAUAAUUAGUUCAGCCCAAACGUGCAAAGAAAAUGAGAUCUGAGGUUACGUUUAUUUUAAGUUUAAGGAUUCCCUACCAGUCCUGUGAAAAUUGGUUAUAACAUCAUGUUGCAAUUUUAAUCCCAUUAUCUGUCAGCCUCUUAGCUCUUGUGCAGUACACACUCAAACUUAAAAUCAGUAAUGGUUAGCAUCUUAUCGAUAUAUGGAACUUGCAGUGUCUUACAGGCAGUCUUCCUGUUUGUGUUAAUGUAAUAAAAAGAUGAUAGGAGUAAUGGAUUGGGGCAAUAGUAACUGCCAAUGCAGAUAUCUUAAUCUGAUUGCUUGUCAGAUUUAAAAACUGGCCUAAUAUUCUACAUCACAAAAAGCUGUGAUGCACAAUCAGUAAAUUCCAAUUCCUGAAUUGGGUACUGGCAAGAAACAAAACGUAUCCUGACUUAAUUUUAGCAUUGGAAAAUCACAUCCAAAUUCAGAAUUCUUAAACAAUACAGAUCAACUUCCAACAUGGCCAGACACAUGAAAAAGUAUUUACAGCCCUUAUGCACUGCAACGUUUACAUCUCCUUUGUUUGCAUAUAUUUUAAGCCUUUUUCUAAAUAAGUUCAGAACCCCAACUUUUGUGUGUUUUUAUUUAGUUUCAGCGUAUUGCGUUGAGUUAAUGAAUUUUCUAACUUGUUAUGCAAAUAGUUUAUUUCCAGCCUAUGGCUUAUGGUUAAGGCGUGGACAAUGCACUCAUGUGUGUGUAUGUGUGUUUUUAAAAAAGAAUAUGUUUAUUUAAGUGUCGGGAUUGUGUUUUCUAUAUUGCCUGAAAGAUUCCAAGAAUAAUUUCUUCCUUAACAUCUAAUGUACAACAACAUGUAGCACUGUAAAUGGAAAAUGAUAGACGAUGGAGGACCUAAUUUCUUCUGACAAAAUGGAAGCCACUUUUUGUGCAUUAAAAGAAUUGGAUCAGACCAGUUCCAAAUCUCAAAGCUGGUUCGUUGAGCACCUUGCACAGAUAAGACUGAUUAUCUGUAUUACGUGACCAGCAUCAAUCUGCUUAAGGGUGGAGUUUCCAUUUAUUCUGAUGCGCUUCAUAAUCUUGUUCAAUGUUUUUUGUUGCCUGCUUUCACAGAGUAAAAUGCUCAUGGUCGAUUCAAAACGUUCACAAACUUGUUGCAAGUGUUUUUUAUUUCAACAUAUAUAUUCUUGCAAAUUAAACACCUUUGCUUUUA
This is a messenger RNA of Callorhinchus milii (elephant shark), 8077 nucleotides long. It is a transcript of the gene abca5, whose product is annotated as ATP-binding cassette, sub-family A (ABC1), member 5. Gene Ontology annotation, biological process: transmembrane transport; lipid transport. Gene Ontology annotation, molecular function: ABC-type transporter activity; lipid carrier activity; ATP hydrolysis activity. Bases 421 to 5451 code for a protein of 1676 amino acids. Lineage: Eukaryota; Metazoa; Chordata; Chondrichthyes; Chimaeriformes; Callorhinchidae. The transcript has 38 exons. The record is from RefSeq and is a predicted model, not a curated record. Gene Ontology annotation, cellular component: membrane; intracellular membrane-bounded organelle.